Molecule: messenger RNA, 807 nt
Organism: Melitaea cinxia (Glanville fritillary)
Lineage: Eukaryota; Metazoa; Arthropoda; Insecta; Lepidoptera; Nymphalidae
Product: serine protease 42-like
Exons: 8
Coding region: 50-721 (223 amino acids)
Biological process (GO): proteolysis
Molecular function (GO): serine-type endopeptidase activity
Source: RefSeq, a predicted model, not a curated record
CGUUAAUUAGCUGGAAAUCGUUUAGUGGUUCAUUGUUCCCUGUUCGAAGAUGAAGGUUUUCGGUUUGGCUUUAUUGUGCUUUGCAGCUGCAGUGCAGGCUCGCAGCUAUGGCGUAGCAUCGCUGUCUUCUCCUGCCCAAUCCGGAGAGAACCCUUGGCUCGUACACUUGCGUCUUGCCACCUCCACUGGUGCCGGCCUACUCAGAUCAUGCGUCGGCUCCAUCAUCAACCAAUCCUGGGUCAUCACUUCUGCUAGAUGCGUUCAGGACAAUCGUUUCAUCUGGAUUCGUUAUGGCGCUCUCAACGUUGUCCAUCCCGAGCUGGUGACUGAAGCUGGUGUAGCAGCCGUCCGUGCCCAUCCCAGCGCCGAUAUUGCCCUCAUCGACCUCGGCAGGAUUUUGGAAAACACUGACAACAUCGCCCCCGUUACUCUUGCUAACGAGGAUACUGCGCUGCCCGCCUCUGGCAAGGUCUGCGGCUGGGGUGCCAGCGAAAGUGGUGCUCCCGGUGAAGUACUGAACUGCUUCGAAGGUUCUGUCGAAGAACAGGACGGUAACAUCGUUGUCGUCAGCGAAGAUGGACAAGCUAGUCAGUUUGACUUGGGCGGUCCCCUCGUGAGCGAGGGCGUACAGUACGGAGUUCUCUCUUCCGUUUCUGAAGGUCAAGCUGUGUACGUGAACGUUGCUCAGUACAGCGACUGGAUCUCACAGAUCACUGGAUAAAUUGAACGCUAUUGUGAUAGCUAACAGAUCAAGAAGUGUGUAUUGUGUUAUAUUAAUUUGUAAAUGAAAUAAAACUUCAUCUUCAA